This is a messenger RNA of Yarrowia lipolytica CLIB122, 4287 nucleotides long. RefSeq lists its product as uncharacterized. NCBI's taxonomy places the organism in Eukaryota, Fungi, Ascomycota, Dipodascomycetes, Dipodascales. Gene Ontology annotation, biological process: eisosome assembly. The record is from RefSeq and is a predicted model, not a curated record.
AUGUCACAGCAACCACCCCACAAUCCCCCCCAAGCCGCCUCGGCCGCGGCCCACGCCCUCAGCUCGCCCAAACACGGCAAGCACGAUGUGGUCCCCGAAGAGGUCCAGGCCGCCUACGCCUCGUACGAGUCGUCCCACGGCAAGGCCCUGCCAGCAGGAAGCCGGAUCGAAACCAAGGACGCCGUCUACGUUGUCGAGGACGAGGCCAAGCAGCGAAGCAGGACGUCGCCCAGCCAUUCGCCCAAACAGUCGUCCGUUUCGCAAUCGGUGCAGAACAAGUUCAGCGCCAUUGACCGUCAAAUCAAGAGCGGUCGAAAGCCCCAGUCGCCAACCCAGUCCCACCAUGCCCCUCGUGCUGGCCAGCACCAGACCCAGCACGCCGGCCAGCACCAGACUCAGCACGCCGCUCAUGUCGGACAGCAUGCCCCCGGAGCUACCGGUCAGCACGCUACUCAACACUCUGGCCACCAGGCUCUUCACCACCCCGUUCAAGACGCACAAAAAUCCCCCUCCAGAUCCCUGGCAGGUAACGUGAGAGACCAGUACUCGACUCCCGGCGCCGCCGGCGCUGCGGGCGCCUCGGGAACCCACAACGUGCACCAGAUUGGCAAGGACCGAUUCCACGACAAAUUGGUUGACAAGCACGAUGCUCUGCAAAAGCAGCGAGCGGACGUCCUGGCCAGCGAUGCCAAGAAUGAGAAGAUCAUCAGCUCUGGAGCAGCCCAUGGUGCUACCUCAGCCACCCCCACAACAGGUGUUGCCUCCGCCCCGGCCUCCGCCCCGGCCUCCGCUCCUACUGGUGCUACUGGCGCCGCUACUACCGGCGCUACUACCGGCGCUACUACCGGCGCCACUACUGGUGCUACUACCGGCGCCACUACUGGUGCUACUACCGGUGCUACUGGUGCCGCUCCUGGUACCCCUCCAACCUCCAACCCUACUUCUCGACCCUCGCCCAAGAAGCGAGAGUCCUGGGGCAACAAGUUCAAUGCCUUUAAGAACAGAGACAAGGAUGUCGCUGAGAAGCUCGAGAAGGAGGAGAAGCCUAGCGGAAUCCGAGGCUUCUUUUCCGGUCUCACCAAGCGAAAGGACAAGUACGAGACAAAGGAGGAGAAGGUGCUUGACGACGCCUACCAGAACGAGGAGCAGUCGUUCACCACGCCCGUUGCUGACGGUGCAGGAAACCUCGAGUCCAAGGAGGUGCCCAACUUGGGUGGAUUCCGAGACACCACUCUUCCCGAUGUGGAGCAGAGCGUCAUGGACGGCCGUCCCGACGAGUACGACACCAGCACCUUUGGAGGCAAGGCCAAGGCAGGAAUCGCAUCUGUUGUCGAUGCUGUUGGUCUAGGCCAGGAUGGAGCCCAGCCCGAGCCCGCUCACGGCUUUGCUGCUGCUCGAGAUGCUGCUUCAGGAGGUCACGAGUUUGCUGGCGAGCGAGUUCUCGCCGAAGCACGAGCCGAGUCUGAGGCCCAGCCUCUCGGUGAGGUCCCCGGUGCCAACUCCAAGGUUGGAGCCACUGGUCUGCCCACCAAGAACGAGCUUGGAGCUGUCGUUGGUGAGGAUCACCCUGACCACCCCAAGAACCUAAAGCUUGGUGACGAGGUGGUCAGCAAGCUGCGAUCCGGCCAGGCCGGUGUCGGUAUUGUUCCCGACUACCAUAAGAACGCCGAGAAGGCUCCUGUUGCUGAGAAGGGUGCAGCCGACAACACCACCCGUAACACUUUUGCUAAGGACGCCCAGCUUGAUGACACUCUCCCCCACAAGUCUAAACUCGAUGCCUCUGGUCUGCCUCUUAAGCAGUACGCUGACCGAGACGUGAGCACUCUGGAAGACUCUACAAAGGUCAAGGAGCCAGACUACUCCCCUAACUUCGCCAAGGACGCCUCUCUCGACCCUACCCUUCCCCAUCAGUCCAAGCUGUCUGCUGCUGGUCUCCCCCUGUCUUCUACCCAAGCUUCUACCCAAGGUUCUUCUGACAAUGCUGUUUCUGGAGAUUUCAACCUCAAGUCCAACCAGAUUGCAGGAGACGUGACCAAGGUUGGAAACGACCCCCGAUUUGCUCAUGCUGCUGGCUCUGAGAUCAAGCCCGAACACGAGCUCACCAUUGAGGACGGCCCUCGAACUCUGGACCCCGGUUCUGCUGUUUCUGGUGAUUUCAACCUGAAGGCUAACCAGAUUGUUGACGAUAAGACAAAGAUUGGCAACGACCCUCGGUUUGCCCACGCUGCUGACGAAGUGAUCAAACCCAAGCACGAGCUUGCCAUUGGCGACGGUCCUUCUGCUGGUGCUUCUUCUGGCAACCCUGUGUCCGGAGACUUCAACCUCAAGUCUAACCAGAUUGCUGGUGAUGUUACCAGGGUAGGAAAUGAUCCUCGAUUCACAGAAUCCAGCUCUACCAUUAAGCCCGCCCACGAGCUCGCUAUUGGUGAUGGUCCCUCUACUUCCUCUUCUGCUCCCGCUUCUGGUAACGCCGUCUCCGGUGAUUUUAACCUCAAGGCCAACCAGAUUGUUGGCGACGAGACCAAGGUCGGAUCUGACCCCCGAUUCGCUUCUGGUGCUUCUUCUUCCAAGCCUGCGCACGAGUUGGAGAUCACCGACCCUGGCCACUUCAAGCCUGCUACUGGUGCAUUCAACCUUGGAUCUAACGAGAUUGCUGGUGAUGUUACCAAGGUUGGCAACGAUCCUCGAUUUGCUCAUGGUUCCGGUACUGGCUCUUCUGCUCCUGCUUCCGGUAACCCUGUUUCUGGUGAUUUCAACCUCAAGGCAAAUCAGAUUGUCGACGAUAAGACCAAAGUUGGUGCUGAUCCCCGGUUUGCUGAUGGUUCUAGCUCUUCUCAUCCUACCCGGGAGCUGGAGAUCACCGAUGGUCCCUCUUCUACUGGUGCUCCUGUUUCUGGCAACCCUGUGACUGGUGAUUUCAACCUGAAGGCCAACCAGAUUGUCGACGAUAAGACUCAAGUUGGCUCUGAUCCCAGAUUUGCUUCUUCUACCUCCUCUUCGAAGCCCGCUCACGAACUCGAGAUCACUGACCCUGGCCACUUUAAGCCAGCUACUGGUGCUUUCAACCUCGGCUCCAACGAAAUUGCUGAAGAUGUUACCAAGGUCGGCAAGGAUCCUCGAUUCGUGAAAACCGAGACUGGUGUGAUCCAUCCUGAGCACGAACUUGCUAUUGGUGAUGGUCCUUCCUCCGGCUCUGGAGCCCCUGCUUCUGGUAAUGCUGUUGACGGAGACUUCAAUCUUAAGGGAAACCAGAUUGUUGACGACAAAACCAAGGUUGGCUCGGACCCCCGAUUUGCCGGUGACUCUUCCAAGCCUGCUCACGAGCUUGAUAUUACCGACCCUGGAAAUUUCAAGCCGGCUACUGGUGCUUUCAAUCUCGACUCCAACGAGAUCGCAGGAGAUGUUACCAAGGUUGGCAACGAUCCUCGAUUUGCUCAUGGUUCCGGUACUGGCUCCUCUGCUCCUGCUUCCGGCAACCCCGUUUCUGGGGAUUUCAACCUCAAGGCUAACCAGAUUGUCGAUGACAAGACAAAGGUGGGAAAUGAUCCUCGAUUUACCGGCACUUCCUCCUCUGCUAAGCCUGCCCAUGAGCUGGAUAUUACUGAUCCUGGUCACUUUCAGCCUGCUACUGGAGAUUUUAACCUCAAGUCUGAUCAGAUUGCCGACGAUGUGACCAAGGUCGGAAACGACCCUCGAUUUGCCUCUGGCGCCUCUUCUUCCAAGCCUACCCACGAGCUGGAUAUCACUGAUCCUGGCCACUUUCAGCCUGCUACUGGAGAUUUUAACCUCAAGUCUGAUCAGAUUGCCGACGAUGUGACCAAGGUCGGAAACGACCCUCGAUUUGCCUCUGGCGCCUCUUCUUCCAAGCCUACCCACGAGCUGGAUAUCACUGAUCCUGGCCACUUUCAGCCUGCUACUGGAGAUUUUAACCUCAAGUCUGAUCAGAUUGCCGACGAUGUGACCAAGGUCGGAAACGACCCUCGAUUUGCCUCUGGCGCCUCUUCUUCCAAGCCUACCCACGAGCUGGAUAUCACUGAUCCUGGCCACUUUAAGCCUGCUACUGGAGAUUUUAACCUCAAGUCUGAUCAGAUUGCCGACGAUGUGACAAAGGUUGGAAACGAUCCCCGAUUCGCCAAGCCUGAGAAUGAGCUUGACAUCACCGACGGUCCUUCUUCCAAGGUCCCCGGUUCGUUUGGCGCCGUCUCUGGUGACUUCAACCUCAAGGGUGAGCAGAUUGCCGAAGAGAUCAACAAGGUGACCAACGAUCCCCGGUUCUCCAAGAACUAA